Messenger RNA from Theobroma cacao (cacao), 2764 nucleotides. Its product is annotated as Tudor/PWWP/MBT superfamily protein. NCBI's taxonomy places the organism in Eukaryota, Viridiplantae, Streptophyta, Magnoliopsida, Malvales, Malvaceae. The record is from RefSeq and is a predicted model, not a curated record.
UUCAACUGACAAUUUUUUUUAAAAAAAUAUUUAGAAAUGAACAAAAAUCCCCAAAUCUAAUUUCUGAAUGGAAACCCUAACCCUAACCCUCACCCUCACCCGAAUUCCCCUUUUCGGAUCCCUCGCUUUAUCCCGCUUUCGGAUCCUCCGUUUCUCCCUCUUCUUCGCCGGAGGCUGAAACCCCUUAAUUUAAUUAAAUUAUUAUUUUUUUUGUUGGUUUUCUUUCGUUUCUGUUUCUUUUUAUAGGUAUAGAUGGGAAAUCGUUAAUUGUACCGAAAUUAGAGAAAUAGAGAUAAAGAUAGAGAGAGUAAGAGAGUUUAGAGAGGUAGAGAUGGAGAGUGGGGCAGGAUCAGAUGGAGGGGGUGUCGGGUCGAUCGUGUGGGUACGCAGGAGGAACGGUUCAUGGUGGCCGGGAAAGAUACUGGGGCCCGACGAGUUACCGGCGUCUCAUCUUACGUCUCCGAGGACCGGGACUCCGGUCAAACUUCUUGGCAGAGAGGAUGCCAGCGUGUAGUGAUUGGUACAAUUUAGAAAAGUCUAAGCGUGUGAAGGCAUUUCGAUGUGGGGAGUUUGAUGAUUGCAUUGAAAGGGCAGAAUCCUCACAAGGUAUGCCACCCAAGAAAAGAGAGAAAUAUGCUCGACGGGAAGAUGCUAUCCUUCAUGCACUUGAACUUGAAAAGGAAUUGUUGAGAAAGCAAGGAAAAUUGGAUAGACCUUCUGAUGCAAGAAGUAAAUCAUCUGGCUCUGCUAAAAAGGAUUCUGGAGGUUCAGAUAUUAGUAAUGGAAAACCUGGGAACUCAAAAUCCAAUCAAUCCAGGAGUCAAGAUACUUCCAUCAAGGGUGAAAUAGUGAGCAGCCCCAGACAUUUGAAAAAAGACCAAGUUGGAAAUCCUAUUUGGGAAAAUGAUCAUUCUGAAAACAUACCCCGGAUGAGAGGAUUGCAGGACUUGGGGCUCAAGACUGCAUGCGCAAAACAAAAGCCUACAUCUUUUGGUGCUUUGGAUGUUGACUGUACUCUAUCUCCUUCCAGCAGAGUUUCUAGCAUGGGAAGAACCACUCACAUUAAUGGAGGAGAGCAGAUGGGAGGUGCUUCCCGAGCAAAAAGGAGCAGAUGCAUGUACUUGCCAGCUGAGUCUUUUGAUGCUCUAGAUUAUAAAGAAGUUCCUGCAAACCAGAUUGAGAUGUCACCUUCCCGUUUUGUGGAAUGUGAUUCUUAUCCUUUUCCUAGUCACUUGAUUGAAGAUAAUACUAGAGAGUUCUUGGAAGACAUUGAAUCUGGUUCUUCUGAAUCAGCUUCCUCUGAAUCUGAGUCAGAGUCUGAUUCUUCUGAGACUGAACCAGAUAUGGAUGAGGAUAUCACUUCACUCUCAGGUGCUACCGUACGAAUGGAUACUCGAUUGGGUGCCUUUCAAAGACCUGAUACCUUAGGCAGUGGAAGUGUGGGCCUGGAGGAGUCUGAUGAGUCAUCUCUUUCUGGUGAGAUGCCUCACUUUUAUUCUCACGAUCAUCUUUCUGUGCACGAAGCUGUGUCCAAGUGGCAGCUAAAAGGGAAAAGGAACAUACGGAAUCUGGCAAAAAGAUCCAUGGAUGCAGCAGAGAUAAGAGGUUAUGAUGGACCUGCCCAUGGGAUAUAUCACGAAGAAAGGGGAACUUUCAGACAAAGGUUGUUAGGUCAGAGUUCUCGUAGAAAUCAUGACUUCGAUGAUGAUGUUGAUGUUGCUGGUCUGAGUGCAAAAGAUUUCGGGACCCAAAUGGUUGGCUUUGAUGGGAGAGGAUAUUCUCGUACAGCAAGGGAUUCAUCCAGAAGUAGAAAUAGUUUUAACCGUAACGUCAUUGAUUGGGAAGGCAUGCCUUGGGAGAACCAUGCUGCUGUGAAAAGAGAGUGGGAGGACAAAGUGUGGCACUUUGAUCCUGUAUUUGCUGGCCAUCGUAAUUUUGGUGGGAGGAAAAGAUCUAUGUUGAUAGAUGUAGAUUUGAAAGUCCAAGCAGGAUAUCAAAAAGAACCUGUUCCUAUUGUUUCAUUGAUGAGCAAGUUGGAUGGGAAGGCAAUUAUAGGGCAUCCCAUUCAAAUUGAAGCCCUACAGGACAGUUCAACUGAGACCCUUCUCCCCACUAAUGGUUAUUUCAGUAAUGGAAUAAUUAACCAUGAUGGAAAUACUUCACUUCCACCAGCAUGGAGGACCGCCAAGAGGACCAAUUUUAGGGUUCCACGUCCUCACCCACCAUUUGCAUUGGGUAGUUAUGAAGCAGCUGAAUACCAUUCCUUGGAUCAUGAAGGAAAACCAUCUUUCAAGAAAUACAAUGUAGGAAGUUCAGAGUAUAAGGCAGGCCUGGUUAAAAAGAGCAUCUCUCAUGUUCCCCGCUCUCCUACCGACAGGAAGUUUCAAAGAAAGUUCCCGAAGAAAGUAAGCUUAUCUUCUAGCCAGAAAACAAGAACUCUGUCAUCAAUUGGUAUAGAGCAAAAUCUCAGUUCUAAGACUACACAUGAUAGCGGUAACUGUCAAAUGGAUGGAUUAAUCAAACCAGAGUCAUCUGGGCCCACAACAGUGGCUUGCAUACCUGUCAAACUAGUAUUCAGUAGGUUACUUGAAAAGAUCAAUAGGCCGCCAUCAAAAGCGGCUAGUAAAGCGAUUCUCUCCACUAGUGAUGUAGUAAGAGAUCCAUCAUAGAUUACAUUGUACAUUGAUACAACGAAACAUUAAAUAUUUGUCAGCAAAAUAAGCAUUGCUAAUUUCAUCUUUUUGACAAAAAGCAUUCCCACCAA